UCCGGAAGAGUGUAACCGGUGACGUGUCCAAGAAAAUACUCGAUUCGUUUUUAUAUAAAUAUAAUUAGAGCAGAAAACCUCAGUGUUUACGUAAUGUCCGUUUUAGGAAUACUCGUAGGUUAUUUUCCCCCAAUAACUGCAAACAUGAAUACCAUUUUUGCAGUACUUCUUGUUUUUUUUGGGUGCUGCAGCAAUGUUGUGUUUCUGGAAACGCUUGUAAGAGAGUUCCCAGGAUGUGGCAACAUUGUGACCUUCGCUCAAUUUGCCUUCAUUGCAUUGGAGGGGUUCAUCUUCGAGACGAACUUUGGAAGAAAGAAACCAGCCAUCCCUAUGAGCAACUAUGUAGUCAUGGUGACCAUGUUCUUCACAGUCAGUGUGAUCAACAACUAUGCUCUCAACUUCAACAUCGCUAUGCCUCUGCACAUGAUCUUCAGAUCUGGAUCGUUAAUAGCUAAUAUGAUCAUGGGUAUAAUAAUUCUGAAGAAAAGGUAUUCAAUGAGUAAAUAUCUCUCCGUAGCGAUGGUGUCUCUGGGCAUCUUCAUAUGCACCAUCAUGUCCGCCAAACAAGUGAAUGUAGGUACUCAGGGCUCAGAUGAUCAAGGUGUAUAUGCCUUCCUGCACUGGCUGAUAGGUAUCGCCAUGUUGACCUUUGCACUGCUCAUGUCUGCGAGAAUGGGCAUUUUCCAGGAGACCCUAUACAAGCAGUAUGGCAAACACUCCAAGGAGGCUCUCUUCUAUAAUCACUGCUUGCCUCUGCCUGGGUUCCUGCUUCUGUCCUCAGACAUCUACAACCACUGUGUCCUCUUCAGUCAAAGCACUCCUGUAGAGGUUCCUGUGAUUGGCCAGGCUGUGCCGGUGUUGUGGUUGUACCUACUGCUGAACGUCAUCACACAAUACGUGUGUAUCCGCGGUGUCUUCAUCCUGACCACAGAGUGUGCCUCUCUCACCGUAACCCUGGUGGUGACUCUGAGGAAGUUCAUCAGCCUCAUCAUCUCCAUCCUCUUCUUCAAGAACCCCUUUACCGCCUGGCACUGGGUGGGCACUGGAGUCGUCUUCCUGGGCACCCUGAUCUACACGGAGGUCUGGACUAGCAUCUGCACGGCGUUAAGAGGAGGUGAAAAGCUGAAGACGAAAAAGACGUAGUAAUAUGCAGUAAAGAAGGCGGAGUGAUACGCAGCACUUUCGUCAAUUCCUUGCAUCCUCUCUCUUUGCCUCCUUCUCAAAACGAAUUGGAGGCCUGAGACCCUCUCCUCCAAUAUGAUUGAGUAGAAGUGAGAGGAUGCAGGAAAUCACAGAAAGACAAAUUGAGAUAGAGCCAACGUCACAAGAGACCUUUGACUGCACUGUUGUGUGUGUAUACGGGACUACAUUUGUUGUGGGUGUGAUUGUACACUCUGGAGCCUGUUUCCCCCCUCGCUCUCUACUGCAGUUGCAGUACGUCUCUAUACUACAUUUUAAGGACAUAACCUUGACAAAACUACCUUGUUGACUGAAUAAGUCAAGGCAAGAUUUUUGCUAAACUGAUUGUAUGCUUUGUUUGUUUUGUUUGUUUGGUGAGCUGUAUUUAUUUAGGUGUUUUGCUAAAUAUGAGUUUUGCUGAGCUGUGAGUGAAAAGUAUGUGUCUAUCAACAUGUAAUUGAACACCAGAAAAAUGAUUAUAGUGGUAUAUGGACAAAACAUAUUACUGUACUCUGAUUAGCAUCAUUUUGAAAUACUAAAUGACAAAAAGUUAGUUCACCACCUCAUCAAUGUUAUAAAAACUGACGUUAGUGAAACACAAAACUUACAAGUAUUAUUUUCAUGUAUUCCUCAGGAGGAUAUUUGUCCUUUCAAAAUAGUACUUGGCAGGUCCAGUAACUUUGUCUUGAAAAACCCCCAAAACCAUGCAAAUGCAUUUUCCUUCACUCCAGAAUCACUGCACCAUUCAUUUUCAACCUACUGAAAUAAAAAGUUCUACCCUAUA
Salvelinus sp. IW2-2015 is the source of this 1963-nucleotide messenger RNA. Its product is annotated as UDP-xylose and UDP-N-acetylglucosamine transporter. Gene Ontology annotation, cellular component: endoplasmic reticulum membrane; Golgi membrane. Gene Ontology annotation, biological process: transmembrane transport. Lineage: Eukaryota; Metazoa; Chordata; Actinopteri; Salmoniformes; Salmonidae. The record is from RefSeq and is a predicted model, not a curated record. Gene Ontology annotation, molecular function: UDP-N-acetylglucosamine transmembrane transporter activity; UDP-xylose transmembrane transporter activity.